Molecule: messenger RNA, 1294 nt
Organism: Glycine soja
Lineage: Eukaryota; Viridiplantae; Streptophyta; Magnoliopsida; Fabales; Fabaceae
Exons: 9
Coding region: 189-1058 (289 amino acids)
Source: RefSeq, a predicted model, not a curated record
CAACAAACACGAUUCUGUAUUCAUUCCCCUCAACGCUGUUUCCUUUUCUAUUUAGACUCUCGCCACUUCCCUCUUUUCCUCAUUCUCUUUCUUUCAUUCGUCUUCUUCUUCUUCCUGAGCUGUUCGUUCGUUGCAUCUUCCUUUCUCGCUUUCGCUCUAAGCUAACAGUCUAAGAAAUUCAGGUCAAAAUGGAAGACGGGCAUAAGUUCCAGGAAGUUUCAAAGCCAAAAUAUGAUUGCCUUUUAUUUGAUCUUGAUGACACCCUUUAUCCUUAUAGUUCUGGAGUUUCAGUGCAAAUAGCAAAAAAUAUUGAUGAGUAUAUGAUUCAAAAGCUUGGGGUGGAGGCUGCCAAAGUUGCUGAAUUGAACUAUUCAUUAUAUAAGACUUAUGGGACAACGAUGGCUGGUCUAAGGGCAAUUGGCUAUGACUUUGACUAUGAUGACUUUAACAGUUUUGUUCAUGGGAGAUUGCCAUAUGAUGUGCUGCUGAAACCAGACCCUGUUCUCAGGGGCAUUUUGCAAAGCCUGCCUGUUAGGAAACUUAUUUUUACUAAUGCAGACUCGAAACAUGCAAUUCGAGCGCUUAAAACCCUUGGACUGGAGGACUGCUUUGAAAGUAUUAUAAGCUUUGACACUCUGAAUCCCUCCAACAACACCAAUCCUUCUCAUAAUAAAGAUGGCAGUGAAUCCCGAUCAACCACUGCAGAAAUUUUUGACUUUUGUGAGCACAUACGCCGGGCGGAAUCUGAUAUGGUGCUUCCAAGGACCCCAGUUGUCUGCAAACCCUUUGAUGAUGCAUUUGGAAAUGCUUUCAAGUUAGCAGAUAUUGACCCUCAAAGAGCAUUGUUUUUUGAUGACAGCAUCCGCAAUUUAUUGACAGCCAAACGCUUGGGCCUCCACACAGUUGCGAUUGGUACAUCUGUUCGUACCACUGGAGUGGAUCAUGCAUUAGAGAGUAUUCAUAAUAUCAAGGAGGCAUUUCCUGAGCUUUGGGAUGCUGAAGUGAAGCAUGAAUUUGUGCAAUACAAUGUUGGAAUUGAAACAUCGGUAAAAGCUUAGUUUUAGAAGUUUACCCCAGGGAAUUGGUGCUGCCUUGUACUGUUAUUUAAAUUUAUUCUAUUUACUGUUUGUUAUAAAUAGCCCUAGUUGGACAUGCGUUUAUCAUAUGUUUCUGUUACUGUCUCAAGCUUGGUGGAUAAGUUCAAUUUCAUCAUGUUGGAUCUGUUCCUGUUAUUUUUAUCCACAAAAUGUGACUCAUGCGACAUGAUAUAUAAAGUAUAUGAAUCUUUAUUCAA